This is a messenger RNA of Cornus florida, 4546 nucleotides long. RefSeq names its product scarecrow-like protein 14. Gene Ontology annotation, cellular component: nucleus. Gene Ontology annotation, molecular function: DNA-binding transcription factor activity; sequence-specific DNA binding. Lineage: Eukaryota; Viridiplantae; Streptophyta; Magnoliopsida; Cornales; Cornaceae. The transcript has 3 exons. The record is from RefSeq and is a predicted model, not a curated record. Gene Ontology annotation, biological process: regulation of DNA-templated transcription. The coding region runs from base 267 to 2522 and encodes 751 amino acids.
CAAAUCAAACGAAGCUUUACCACCACCAAAUCCUCCUCCGGUAGUCUCAUAAUAGUCUCCUUUUAUAAAGAGUACUUUUGACUCUCUUAUCACCUUUUAGCCAUCUUUGCAUCCACUACUUUCUCUCAGGUUUAAAGGUAGAAAGUCAGCUAUUUGCUUGGGAUCGAUUGAUUAGGUUCUGGCUUACUUAGGGUGAGUCUGAUUUUGAUACUCUUUUUGCACUAUAUAUGGUCGUGGACCAGCUUUAAGUGGAUUUUUUUUGAUUCAUGGACGGUUUCAAAGUCAAUAAUGAGACUGUUGUGCCUGGUUUUGAUCAGUCUCCAUACUUAGACAAUGGGCUCAAAUUCGACGACUCUAUAGAUCUUAGCUUCAUGGAUAUCCCUUUCCCUUCACCCGAAUCGUACCCUGAACCCGGUCCUGAUCCUGACCUCCGUAAAUUUGCUCCGUCGUCAAGUGCAACCUCUGAAUUGGAUUCCCCAGACGAUCAUGACCUUUCUGAUACAGUUCUCAAGUACCUAAACCAGAUACUCAUGGAGGAGAACAUGGAAGGGAAGCCCAGCAUGUUCCAUGAUCCUUUGGCUCUACAGGCUGCUGAGAAAUCUUUCUAUGAAGUCCUUGGUGAGAAGUACCCUCCUUCUCCUGACCAGCCCUCUCUUUACAUUGAACAAAAUGUUGAGAGCCCAAAUGAUCAUUUUUCUGGAAGUUCCAUUGACAACAAUACAAACAGCAGCAGCACUUGUUCUAGCAACUUUACUGAUCGUCAAUGGAAUGAUGAUUCCGUAGAGUUUAAAUCAUCUUCUUCUCUUAUCAGGAGCAAUCCCGUUGAGAAAUCUUUCCAGUCCACUUUACAGUCCAGUUCGGAUUGCUCAUUGAGCUCUACAGACAGCUUUAGCAAUGCUCUUACUGGGCCAUUGGAAUCUUUUGAAAUGGUUUCUAAUAUAUUUAGUGAUAGCCAGUCAAUCUUGUUGUUCAAGAGAGGGGCGGAGGAAGCUAGGAAGUUCCUUCCUAGUGGCAAUCAGUUUAUUAUUGAUUUGGAGAACUACGCAUUGCCUCCACAGUCAAAAGAAGUGGUUCCCGAGGUCCUAAUCAAGGUAGAGAAGGAUGAGAGGAGUUACUCACCUAAUAGUCCAAGAGGAAGGAAGAAUCAUUACCGGGAGGAUAGUGAUUUAGAGGAGGAGAGGAACAGCAAGCAGUCAGCGCUUUAUGUGGAGGAAUCUGAGUUAUCAGAGAUGUUUGAUAGGGUUUUACUCUCUACUGAGGUAAAGGGGGGACCUCCGCCCUGUGCUGUCAAGGAGGAAGUGCACGAUGGAGAAAGCAAGACCUUGCAGCAGAAGAAACAAUCAAAUGGUGGAAAGACUCGUGCCAAGAAACAGGGCAAUACCAAGGAAGUGGUGGAUUUGAGGACUCUUCUGGUUAACUGUGCACACUCUGUUGCUGCAGAUGAUCGUAGGACUGCAAAUGAACAGCUAAAGCAGAUAAGGCAGCACUGCUCUCCUUUUGGUGAUGGGUCUCAGAGAUUGGCACAUUUCUUUGCUAAUGGUCUCGAGGCACGCUUGUCUGGCACUGGAUCGCAGAUUUAUACUGCCCUAACUUCCAAGAGGCCAUCAGCUGCUCAUAUGUUGAAGGCAUACCAGCUUUAUAUUUCAGCCAGCCCAUUCAAGACAAUAGCCAUUCUUUUGGCUAAUCUUAAGAUUUUGGAAAUAGCUGAGAAAGCAACAAAGUUACAUAUCAUAGAUUUCGGUAUCCUAUAUGGUUUCCAGUGGCCCAUCCUCAUCCAACGUCUCUCAACCAGACCUAAUGGGCCUCCUAAACUUCGCAUUACAGGAAUAGAGUUUCCCCAACCUGGUUUUCGGCCAGCAGAACUAGUUGAGGAGACAGGGCGUCGCUUGGGAAAGUAUUGUGAGCGCUUUAAAGUUCCCUUUGAGUACAAUGCCAUAGCAAAAAAAUGGGAAACCAUCCAAAUUGAGGACUUCAAGAUUGACAGCGAUGAGGUGCUUGCUGUGACCGCUCUGUUCAAAUUUAAAAACCUGUUUGAUGAGACAGUUACGGUGGAUAGUCCAAGGGAUGCUGUUCUAAAAUUAAUCAGGACAAUAAAUCCAAAUAUUUUUGUCCAUGCUGUUGUUAAUGGAUCAUACAGUGCCCCCUUUUACGUCACUCGGUUCCGGGAGGCUCUAUACCACUACUCUGCAUUAUAUGAUAUGUUUGAUACCAACAUACCCCGUGAAGAUCCGGAGAGGUUGAUGUUUGAGAAAGAAUUCUUUGGACGUGAGAUUAUGAAUGUCGUAGCAUGUGAGGGCUUCGAGAGGGUUGAGAGGCCAGAGACAUACAAGCAAUGGCAAGUUCGUAAUUUGAGGGCUGGGUUCAGGCAGCUACCGUUGAACCAGGAAGUCAUGAAGAAAUUGAAGGCUAAGGUGAAGGCGGGAUGCCACAAAGAUUUUGUGAUAGAUGAAGAUGGCCACUGGAUGGUUCAGGGUUGGAAAGGGCGGAUUGUUUAUGCUAGCUCCUGCUGGGUACCUGCAUAGGAGUCUUGAAAGUGUUUGCCAGAAUUCAGAUACGAGAGUAAGGUUUCCAUAUGUGGGCGGCUUGCAAGAAUAUUUGAGUAGAAGCAAAAGUAUGAUCAUUGAAUCUUCAGGAUAAGUGGAGUCUAAGAAAAAGAAGGCACUGGCACUGGUCCUUCCUCAGGAGCUACGGAUUCCUUCCUGCCAACACUCACAGGUUCCAACUGCAAUCCUUGCUACAUUAGUCCGAGACUUGCUCUUUCUCGUAAAGAAGGGGAACUAGUGUUCCAGAGAGGAUUCUUUAACUGGGUUAUGCAAUGUUUCCCUGAGGUAAAUGCAUAUUACAAUUACGUUCAUAGUUUGAUGAUAUAAUGGAGUAUAUACUGGGGGAAUAUCAAAAGAUCACUAUUUAAAUAGUGAUAUGAAUUUUGGCCUGAAGAAUAUUUAGAAAAUAGGUAAUGUAUGUUAUUGUGCAUACAAUGGUUGUACUCUUGGUAGCUUUUGAUAUCAUAAAUUCUUCUUGCACUACUGCAUUUAUCUUAACACAUUGAGAAGAAUAGAUGAUUUAUGGUCUUGACAUGAACAUAGGCAAGGUCAAUUCAAGUGAGGAUCUUACUGAGACUGAUGAGUCUGUAUCAAUAUGUAAUAAGUAUCUACAUCAUAACCAAGUGUGUCAAGCACCGUCACAAAGGCAGAAUGAACAUGUAAUUGUAAUAUCUGGUUGCUUAGCCGGUUGGGGCACCACUUGGUGGUUCUUGGAUGACCCAAAACGGCGACACAGAUCUGAAACCGAAGGCAAUCUGGUAACACCAAUAAGUUCUUAUGAAUAAAAUUUCAGUAUCGUUGAAGUCUAGUCCCUGUCUAGGUUUUGCAACUCCCUCUCUUAGAAGUAGUUCAUGUUUGAGGUUCUGGACACAUAGGAUAAGCCAAAAGGGGUUGGUACUUGGUACAUUCUGCUCAUACUUUCUAUUACUGGUGUUUAGGUUAGACAGAUUUUUCUUGGUCAUAUGAAUAUUUGAUGACAGAGUAUAGAUGUGACUAGAGACCUAUACAUCCAUCAUGGACGGUAAACUAAGGCAAAUUUAAUCAAUCAUUGAAGAAAGGUGAAAGAAUAAACUUAAAAAUGUUUUUAUUAGGCACCUGUAUGUUCCUAGGAAACAGAUUGAUACCUAAACAAUCACUUGGCAGUCGAAUACAUUCAAUGUAUUGAUCCUAGUUGGGUACUGCCAAAUUAUUUGAAAAUUCAAUAACUAACAAAAAGGGAUGAUAAAGUCACAUGUAUUAUUAGCAUAUCAAAAACAUCAUCAUUGACUAAGAUCUUGGAGGUUGAAUGUGGUUAUGUGGACCAAGGUAUCAAUUUUCUUUUUGUUGUCUCACUAAUAAAUUUUAAGAUAAAGUUGGGGUAGGAGGUCCCAUGAGGAUCAUGGGAAUCCCUCUCUCUCUCUCUACAAUAUUUUCAGAGAACUUUUAAUAUGUUUAAAAUACCACUUCCACUGUAAUAGGUCCCAGACAAAUCUUACAAAUCACUUGGAUAUUGUGUUCUGUGGUGGAAUUUAUCUAGAAAUUACACUGUGUUACUUAAUUUAAACUUUUUAUUUUAUUUUAUUUUUUAACCAAAGUAAAUCAUACUUAUUCCAAUCCCACUUACUCUUUCUUGUCUAGGUCUAGAGUUAUGAGAGCUUAAUAAGAAAAAAAGAUCAAAAUUUACGAGUCUCAUUCUUUACAAACUUAUGAAGUCAUAGCUACUUAUCAUAGCUAUGCUUAUAUAGAUGCUCCAUAAAAUAUAAAUUUUUAUGUAGGUAUUUAUGCAAUUUAAUUUAAUACUACGAGCUAACUAUUGCGUAGGUGUUUAUACAAUUUAAUUGCAAUUUCUUAUGAUUCAAUUUUUUUUAGCUCUUAUUGUGUAGGUGGUUAUAAAAAUGGUGUAGGUUGACAACCCAAUGGGUAUAUCAUAGUUUUUUUUUUUUUCUUCCCCAAGGCAAGAAAGAAGAUCUCAUUGAUUAAAAAAAAAAAAAAAAAUUACACAUGGUUACAGUCCAUAAUUGCUG